Messenger RNA from Tribolium castaneum (red flour beetle), 1904 nucleotides. RefSeq lists its product as uncharacterized. Gene Ontology annotation, biological process: sensory perception of smell; detection of chemical stimulus involved in sensory perception of smell. The coding region runs from base 338 to 1189 and encodes 283 amino acids. Gene Ontology annotation, molecular function: odorant binding; olfactory receptor activity. Lineage: Eukaryota; Metazoa; Arthropoda; Insecta; Coleoptera; Tenebrionidae. The record is from RefSeq and is a predicted model, not a curated record. The transcript is spliced from 5 exons. Gene Ontology annotation, cellular component: plasma membrane.
UUUAUCGUUAUAAGAACAAUAUUUCUAGACAUCAACAAUUAUAAAAUAGUAAAAUUUUGCUACGUUUCCCUCACUGUGUUUUAUUCACUAGUUCAUUGUCUACAAUUUUAUUACAUAAUCAAGAAUUUUAACUUAAAUCUUAUAAUCAGAUACGGAUUUAUAACGUCACUUUUAUCAUAUGUGAGCCAAAUCAUUUUGGUUUAGUCGGUGUGACGAGUUUUUUAAGGUACUGGCCGCAGGAAUCCUUUCUUUGGUUGUGGAGAAAAGGAUUCGAAAAACGCAAAUAUUUUUCGACGAAAUCGGUUGGUCUUUAAAUAUUGUAGGCAAAGAUGCUGAAAUGAAGCUCGAGAAAAAAUGCAAACUGAUAAAUAUCAGUAUAUACGCCAUUAUGCUCUUUUUAGUAAUCACUCUGCUUGUUAACUUGCCCUUUGUUGGGAGCCAGCGAGACCUGUUUCUUAGUAUUCAAGUUUUUGAGGAGUAUUUUGGCAAGUGGUCGGAGAUUUUGGAUCGGUUGUAUUUCACAUUGGCGCCGUUUUUGAGUUAUCACGGCGCCAGAUUGUCUUUUACUUGCAUUUACGCGAUUCUGCAAGUGCAAGUUCAAUUCUCCCUCAUUGGAGAAUAUUUGUUUGAGACAUAUCAGGUGGAUGAUUCGAAAAGUUGGAAGUAUUUGCAAGACACUCGGUAUCAGCACGAUAUUGGAGAAUCCUUGCGUCUGUGUGUUGAACACCACGUUGCUUUGAAAAAAUCGAUCAAAAUGAUGGUUGAUGUUGCACUUACAUGCCUGCCAUUCCUAGUACUGCUAGGUCUAAGCACUUUGAUUAGUUGUCUCGCGUUCAUCAUGAAUUUUUGGGACACCAUGGACAAUAUUUUAAAACUACGAAUAUUUAUGUGGGCUGCAUGGAUUGUUCUCAUCACUAUAAUGUUUUGCAGGAGUGGCCAACAACUCAUCGAUGCGACGAGCGAUAUUUUUUUUACUUUGGGUGGAGCUCCUUGGUACUACUGGAAUUUAGAUAACAUUAAAAUUCUUCUCACAUUUAUGGCAAAUAGCACUAAAAAUGAUAGUAUUUCUCUGGCUGGGAUUUGUCUAGAUUACCCAUUGUUUGUUUCGGUCGCAAACACCACCGUCUCAUAUGCUCUCGUUCUGUACAAUCUUCGCGAAAGUAGUCUUGAUUCAAGCAACAAAAAGUAACACUUUCAGCUACAGUUUUACGCACUGACGGAAUAUUAUUAGUAUUAUUAAUUUAUUACACAUAACAGGCACUUAAAAGGUAGUCAUUUUACAAAUGAGUUAUGAUUGGCCAGGGCAGUACAUUCACAGUAAAAAAUUUUGGGUUGGUAACUUUGGAUACUAUUCGGAAAUAAAAUUAACUAGACGCCCUCUGGUGAUGACUUUUGAACUAUGUCGAAAACAGUAAGGAAAUUUUGGUAAUUCCACAUUCAAUUGACAUUUAAUGAAUUGUUUAACAAUUUUGCGUGUAUAGUGUUAAUUGCUUACAUUAGAGAGAAUCACUUUAAAAAUACGUGGUGGUAAAUACUAGCGUUCACUUUAGUUCUGCGGUUUUUCGUGGUAUAAAGUGUUUAUUGUUGGAAUUUGAAAGUGGAUUAAAAGUGAAAAAGAUUUGAAUUUUCAUUACAAAGUGUUAUCAAACAGUUGUCUAAUUAAAGACUAUAAGUAAUGGAUCACAGCGAACAUAAAGUUGGGCUCAAGAAACCAAUAAAUUAGUGAAGUUUGUGAAUUUUAGGUUAGAAUUUUUCCACUGAUAAGAUCAUGAAAUACUUCGAUAAAUCAACAAAACUACAAUUAAGAUUAACAACUGCUAAUACACUUAAACGUAAAUUAUGCCAAAAGGUAGGCUUUUCAAUGUCUUUGUAAUAAUUUUCCAAUAAAGAAAGUGAACCAAACA